ACUCCAACUGUACACUCUAAUAUCUAAUACUCGCGUUUCGCGACUUUCAAUCGUUCAUCCCCAAAUCCUGCGCCAUGAUGGCUGCUCGAUACGCCUUCGCGGCCUUCGCCAGCGCCGCUAUUGCGAGUGCACAGUCUACGACCGAUGACCCGUAUUACGAUUCCAUUUACUCCUCCAGUUACUCCUCGGCAGCCUUCUGGACUGUUACCGCUCGCUAUGCAGAACAAGUCACCGAGAGCCCAUAUACAUACUAUGACGACAGUGUCAUAACUGACACCUACACGUCAACGCGCACCAUCAAGGACGAUGUCAUUCCUACUGCUUCUCCCUAUCUCGUCACUACUUCUCGGGACUGGUACGACACCGAUGUUCAGAUUGUGGCAGCUUACUAUGCCACUGGUAUUGUGGCAGAGUCUGAUCUCGUUCCUGAGACUACAUACAACUACCAUUCAACUGCAACAACAACAUCAACAAGCACAAGUACCAGAUACAGUAUGCAAGUCACAAUGACUGCACCUGCUUCAUGUCCCACACCAUUUACCAUCACAACCACUGCCUCUGUCUCCAUUCCCACGCAAGUGACGGCACAAAUAUCUCCGUCUUCAACUGAGGCGGGUACGACGACUGACUCGUACGGUUCCGUCGUCUACAAGUAUGAGACAUGGUACCUCACAGCCGGCGCUGCACCUUUCCAUUCCUCCUCAGACUACUACUACGAAUACUACAUUGCCUCAUGUAGCACUCCACCACCUUCUCGUUCGACUGGCUCGAGCUCCGGCUCCGGCAGCGGCCGCUCAAGCUCUUACGACGACGAUUGCUACUACUACUGCGGAUCAUAUCUCAGAACCUACAUCAUCGUAAUUGCCAGCGUCAUCCCUGCCCUAUUUCUCCUCGGCUUCUUAGAAUCGUGGUUUUGGUUUCGCCGCCUCAUGAUGGGCAGGAGCGCCAUGCGCUUCGGUACCAUCUCCUGGGUCCUCAUCUCCCUCUGGAUUCUCUGCUUUACGCGCAUGCAGGACCGCCGCAGCAAAGAAGACCAGAAGCUACUCGCCGAGAAAUGGAAGAAUAUGGGUAGCGGUGCGGCUUUCAAGGCGUGGUGGAAGUGGGGGUUCCGACACAAGUACCCAGAGGAGUUACUGGGCCAGUUCAGCAAGACUACCGUAGGCAUUGUUCCUCCAGGUCAGCUACUGCACCCAGAGAUCUCGCAAAUACCUGCUGCUGGAGGACCUGCUGCCCCUGGUCAAGUUUACUACUAUGGUCCUCCACCUCCCGGUUGGGUCCAGGGACCAAACGGAGCCUUCGUACCCCCACAAGGCUACGUCUACCCGCCUCCCCAACAAGCUGGCUUCUACGGCGACGCUGCAAAAGACAGAAGCCUAGUGUCGCAUUCUCCCGUGUCGGCAAUAGGCCAUCCUCCUCCCGUUCAUUCCGCACAGGACGCUACACACAACGCUCCUCCCUCUGCUCCUCCUAGCCCGCCGCCUCAAGCCCCUCUACCCACUACUCCGGCCCCAGCGCCCCCUGCAAAUGUGAGCGAGGAGCCAGCAAGUACCGGAGCGAAUCAGCCCACUGCUCUGCCGCCAAAGAGUGAUCCAAAUAAUCGAGAUUUGUACGGAUAGAGAAAGAUUUCCAGUUUUCGAUCCCCCAAUGCUAGAUUUUGAUAAUUUUAAUGAGUACGAUUCGAUAACGGUCCUUACGGUUAAGGAAUACAUUGAGGCAUUUCUUCCAUUCUCUGAUGUUUUGGUUAGACGCAUAGCGUUUUUUUUUCUUUCAAGUUUGGCAUACGAGGAUACCCAAGCUUUGAUGAUUGCAUUUAUGGAAUAGACGAUUGGUUUGGAAGUAAUAGGAAUAUACUCGACUGAUUUACUCUACGAUCUUAUUGGAUUGUAGAUAAUCUACUACAUGAUU
Bipolaris maydis ATCC 48331 is the source of this 1905-nucleotide messenger RNA. RefSeq lists its product as uncharacterized. The record is from RefSeq and is a predicted model, not a curated record. Lineage: Eukaryota; Fungi; Ascomycota; Dothideomycetes; Pleosporales; Pleosporaceae.